AAAAAGUUAGCGUCCAUAAGUGAUUUAUGAAAUUGUCGAACUCGUGGACGGUCGAGAUAGCCCAUAGUUAUCUUGAACAAGAGACUACAGGGAGAAAUAAAAGUACAGAGCCGGAUGAACAGCCAACUGUGAAUUCUAAGGAAGGCAUGCAUCAGAAAUCCAAUGAAUUAGUUAAUGAAGCCACCCAUGAGGACACAGAACUGCCAGGGCAGAGAUCAAGGAAUUUUCCUUAUCCAGGUGAUGAGACAGCUGACUGUACUACUAAAAAAUCCAAUUUUUUUUAUUACAGCAUUAUGGAACAUAGAGAUAAUCAUUUGCAUUGUGAGUGUAUGAUCCCUUGUCAAGUUACUUCAGACUUAGAUAAAGAGAAGAAAAUAGCAUUUCUUCUAAAAGAAUUGGACAUUCUCAGAGCAAGCAAUAAAAAGCUUCAAGAAAAAUUGUAUAAAGAAGAUAAGGAACAGAGAAAACUAAAGCUUAAGCUGGAACUCCAGGAGAAAGCAACAGAAGCUUAUAUUGCUGAAAAGACAGCAGCUCUGGUUGAAGAAGUGUAUUUUGCACAGAAGGAACGUGAUGAAGCUAUUAUGUCUCGACUGCGGUUAGCCAAUGAGGAGAGAGAUGAAGCAAUUGCACGAGCCAAACAUAUGGAAAUGUCUCUAAAAGUGCUAGAAAAUAUUAACCCUGAAGAAAAUGACAUGACAUUACAGGAAUUACUGAACAGAAUAAACAAUGCAGACACAGGAAUAGCUAUUCAGAAGAAUGGAGCUGUAAUUGUGGAUAGAAUCUACAAGACCAAGGAAUGUAAAAAGAGAAUAACUGCAGAAGAAAUGAAUGCAGUGAUAGAAGAGCGGGAUGCUGCUUUGUCUCAGUGCAAACGGCUAGAGCAGGAGCUUCAUCAUCUGAAAGAGCAGAACCAGACUUCAGCAAACAACAUGAGACAUCUGACUGCUGAAAACAAUCAGGAACGUGCUCUGAAGGCAAAGUUGUUGGCUAUGCAACAAGCCAGAGAGACUGCAAUUCAACAGUACAAAAAACUAGAAGAAGAAAUCCAAACACUUCGAGUUUACUACAGUUUACACAAAUCUUUAUCCCAAGAAGAAAAUCUGAAGGAUCAGUUUAACCAUACCCUUAGUACUUAUGAAGAAGCUUUAAAAAAUAGAGAGAACAUUGUUUCCAUCACUCAACAACAGAAUGAGGAACUGUCUACCCAACUGCAGCAAGCUCUGACAGAUCGAGCAAACAUGGAAUUAGAGCUUCAGCAUGCCAUGGAGUCCUCCCAAGCGGCCAAUGACAAAGUGCAGAAGUUGGAAAGGCUGGUGGAUGUCCUGAGGAAGAAGGUUGGAACAGGGACCAUGAGGACAGUGAUCUGACUGAAAAAACGGCAGUCUGGGGAAGCAAUCACAUCUGGUGACCAGGCUGCUUCAUUCAACACUGUGUAAACACUAAAGCCUUAACUUAGCAAACAGUUGUUAGAAGUGGGACACUCCAACCACAUUCCAAGCUGAGAUAAAAUCAAAUCACAAAUGUUUAACCACUUUGCUGCUGACUUGAGUUAUUUAUCCAAAUGUAUUAACUACAGACUUUUACCAAUGAGUAGCUAUGAAGUUGCAGCUUAUUUUGUAACUAUUUUAUAUCUCACUGUAUUGAAUAUAAAUCUUCUUACCAAGAGACCAUUGUAGGUCAUAUCUUCACAUAUGACCCUUUCUGAGUCAAAAUGCAGCAAAGUAAAUAUUGUCUAAACCUUAAUCUACUGUGUUAGGUCAAAACUUCAAAUACAUGCAUUUUUCAAUAUAUAAUUUAUUUCUUAACUGAUGAGAGAAGCUCAGACAUGAGAGUGUAUGGUCUUCCUCCAAUGCAUACACAUAAUCUUUGUUAGUAUUAAAGAAUAUUAAAUCUAAAUACCAAGAAUUAAAUGUAUACUUUGUUCCAAUAAGAGUUUGAUAUUUUAAAAUUACAUUAAUCAAGGCAUGAUUUUUAUUUCACUACAAAUAAUGUGAACUGUUUUCAAUAAACAAAAAAGAUACUGUUCAUGUGUACUUUUAAAUUCAUAUUGUCAACAUUUUUUAAUGUUGUGACUGAAUAAUUAUCUGAACUCUAUUUAAGCUAUAGAGAUUGCCAAGUCUGUCUCGUAGGCUGGGACACCUUUGGCUUGAAAAUUAGCACGUGCCCACAUGACUUUAAAAGGCAAGAGGCCAUCAAACAUGUUAAGUAUUAUCACUUGAAUUUUUGUUGUGGAGGAGGGGAACCCAAUAUACAAUAAAAUUAUAAUGUAAAAAUAUAAGGACGUGGAAAAAAAGAAAACUGGCAAUUUGGGUGGUUACCUACUUUUUUCUUUUAUUUAAAAGAUAAUUUGAAGUAGUUAUGGCAUAGUAGUCACUUCUGAUCAUAUGAAAUUAUGAAUAAAACUAAAAUUUAUGUAUUUGGCUAUAGGAAAAAUUUCUUUUUUUUAGAUUGAAUAGAUGAGAGGCCAGUAGAAGAUGACUAUGACUGGAACAGGAUGAAAUAGGCAAGUAGAGAUUGAAUUAGUGAAAAUUUUGUAGGAAAGUGAAAAUUUUUUAAGGCCAUACAGUAUUUCAAUUGAUCUUUAAGAUUGAGCUAAGUUAUCUACCAUUGCUUGUUUUGAGGACAAGAACAGGACAAUUUAUUGCACCGUUCUUUCAUAUACCAAUGGAGAUUAUUUGUGUGAUUUUUUUUUUUUUUUUUUACUCUGCAGGAAAAUGUAAGGUGCUUUAUCACAGAGUGACAAAAGAAUCAAAAUGUUAACAAACUCAAUUUCUUCCUCAUUAAAUUUAUUAAAGGAACAGGCAGUUAGAACCAUCCCAUUGAGUUCCAAUUUAGAAUUUACUCAUGUUGCCUGCUUUUAAUUUUUCUUUAAACUGUUAGAAUUAGAAAAUAAGGAACAACAGGGGUUAGAAAUAAGCUAACUGGAUCUCCUCUAUAGCCCUAAAGAGAAUUAUAGCCUUUCAUAGGCCAGUGACUAGAUAAAUAGAAAAAUCUGAAAUAAUUUGGUCAGGCCUGGAGUCUUCUCUCUGGGCUCUAAUUGAAACACGUGCAGCUCCCUUUGUGAAGGAACAGUGCCUUUUAAGUCAUGCAGGUAAGCAAAGAGGAACAGUUCUUGUCACAAAAUAGUCCAUUCCUGAAUCCUCUUCAAAUAAAUCGCAAGUAAACUUGAAUUUUCAGUUUAGUCCGGAAGACGAAACAAAUCUUUCUUGAGUUAUUUUCCUUGGGGUUUUAUAAAACACACUCUAAGCAUAAAGACAUUUUGCAGUUUCCAGACAUCUCUUCCUAUCCCUAACUGAUCAGAUUAGAGCAACCAAUUCCUGUCAUUAAUAUCCAGAACUUUUAAAGAAUUAGAUAUUAUGAAGCUAAAUUUAUAAAACAAUUCUAACAUUUACUAUUGUGAAUGUAGAUAAUCACUACCAAAACAUCACAUCUCCUUGAAAAUUAGUCCUGUACAAAAUUACAGGUGCUAAGUAUUACAGCCAGAUGUUAUCAAUUGAUUUCUGGCACUUAAAAAUGUCCACCAACAAUGUUUCAAACAGUCUUUACAUUUUUUUGUCUAUGAAAGAAUGGCCCAGCUCACUGAAGAUCAGUUCUCCACAUAUUCGGUAGUCCAUGCUACCCAGAGAUGUUGCUUUGAGUUUGCCUUAAAUUUUAUCAAGUCUAAUUCCUUUGAAAACAUGAGAAUUCACUUACCAUUGUAAAAAUAAGUUCAGAAGAAAAGCAGAAAGAUAAUACAAACAUGUGUAGCACUUGAUUUAUUAUAAAAUCCUUUCACAUCUGUAUUUUUAUUUGAUCCUAUCGACAACCAUAUAAUAGUAAUAAUGAUAAAUUAUAUAUACAUAUAUAUCAACCACAUAAUAAUGAUGAUGAUAAUUGUAGUAGUAUCAUUAUUAUUACAUUUUACAAAGGAGGAAAUAGACUCAGAGGGUCUAGGAGUUUGCCAAGGACUUGUUAGGACUUACAACUGAGGUCUUAUGACUAAACUCCACACAGCCAUACCUCUCUAAACCUUUCUGUAAGAAAAAAAAUAUGAAAAUUUUAACUCUUGCAAUUUUUGUUAUUAUUGUGCCAUUUCUUUUCUACACAUACAUAUAAAUUUGCUAACAAUGGAGAUGGUAUGCAUUUCUUUCAGUGAAGUGCAGUAAUGUGAACUGCAUGGGCAAAUAGCAUCACAUCACCUCUCUAUAGUGUUAUAGUAGCAGCAUACUUUGCCUUAGGCUUCACUCAUUAGGAGUGACAAUUCAUUGUUAGUAAAAAAUAACCUUGAGUUGCUUUGUACUAUUUUUAAUUUGGCCUGAUGCUGAAACCUGACAGUGUAGUUUUAUCAAAUGGUGGUAUGAACUUCAAGGCUUAUUUUACCUCCUAGAGCAACUAUUAGAGAUAGAACUGGUUAUAGGCAAGAACUUUAUAAGCAAGGUUAUUCAUUAUAGGCAAGGUAUGAGGAGUUAUAGCAAAGUUAUUAGUUAAUGAUUAAUCUAUGAGAAAUUUUAAUUCUAUCUUUAUAACUAAGCCAUUAUGUUAAAAUUAUUUAAAAUAUUUGAAAUAUUUUAUGUAAUAAAAUAU
Messenger RNA from Zalophus californianus (California sea lion), 4563 nucleotides. RefSeq names its product mirror-image polydactyly 1 (gene MIPOL1). NCBI's taxonomy places the organism in Eukaryota, Metazoa, Chordata, Mammalia, Carnivora, Otariidae. Bases 27 to 1367 code for a protein of 446 amino acids. The record is from RefSeq and is a predicted model, not a curated record. The transcript is spliced from 11 exons.